AUGGAUAUCAACACCAGCUUGGAAGACGUUGUUUCGGUGCUGCAGCAGAUUCUGUCCGCACCUGGUUUGCCUACUUCACUGAACACAAAUGGCGACAGCAGCAGGAACGUUGCUUCCCAGGGUGUGCUACCAGAGCGCAUACCCCAGCUCAAGGCAGCCAACAUCCUGGAGGCAGGACUGGAGAUGAAUUCUCGCCCAGACUCCUCCUCAUCUGCGGGCAGUGCACUCCAAGCAUUGGCCCAUCAUCUCAGCUCUGACAUUCUACCGUAUCUCAACCGCCAAUCACUGUCUCCAAACUACUACGGGUUCAUCAUAGGCGGGGCAACACCGGCGGCCCUGCUGGGGGACCUGUUGGCCGUGGUCUACGAUCAAAACGUGCAUGUGCAUCUGCCCGGCGACACGAUUGCGACGGCGGUGGAAGUCCAGGCGUUGAACCUGCUCAUGCAGCUGUUCCGACUGCCCCAAGAGGAGUGGGCGAUCGGCGGGGCUGGGCCCGGUGGAGGCUUGUUCACGACGGGCGCCACCGCCAGCAACAUCUUGGGGCUGGCCCUAGGGAGAGAAUACGUGAUUCGGAGGGCGCUGGAGAUAAAGGGUACCGCUGGGGCUGGAACGGACUCUUUCAGUGUGGGUGAAUGUGGCAUGGCGGAAUUGAUGGCUCUCGCUGGUGUGCGCAGAUUGCAAGUAUUGAGCACGUUGCCGCAUUCGAGUGUCGUCAAGGCUGCUGGAGUGUUAGGCAUUGGUCGCAGGAAUGUCAUUUCCCUGGCAAGGGGAGACGAUCCCCUGCAGAUUGACUUGGACAAACUUGAGACCGAGGCAACGAGGGAAGGAGUUCUGAAUAUCCUUGCUAUAUCCGCGGGCGAGGUAAACACCGGCCGGUUCGCGACAAGUUCCCUGGAAGAGAUGUCGAAACUCCGCAACCUUUGCUCAGAACAUGGUAUUUGGAUUCACGUGGACGGGGCAUUCGGCUUGUUCGGUCGGCUGUUCUCCCCAGAGGAUGCUGAACAUAGCGAGAUUGUGCGUGGAGUAGCGGGUCUGGAACUUGCAGAUUCAAUAACGGGCGACUGCCAUAAGUUGUUGAAUGUGCCUUAUGAUUGCGGCAUGUUCUUCACUAGGCACAAGAGUCUUAGUGAGAACGUCUUUCGGAAUGGGACCGCGGCUUAUCUCACGAGUGGUCUUAGCGGAGGGGACGAAAUUCAGACACCUCUCAACAUUGGCAUUGAGAACUCCCGGCGGUUUCGCGCUUUGCCAGUCUAUUCCACAAUCAAGGCAUAUGGUAGAGAAGGAUACGUAGAAAUGUUGAAGAAACAGGUCGGCCUUGCGAGACGGGUGACUCAAUGGCUCCUGAACGACAACCGAUUCGAAGUUUUGCCUCGUGGUUCUUCUGAAACUGAGACCCUGGCAAAGACUUUCAUGGUCGUUCUCUUCAGAAUGAGGGAUGAAAACCAGAGCAAGGAUUUCGUCAAGAGGAUCAAUGCCACAGGGAAGAUAUUUGUCAGUGGCACUGUCUGGGACGGGCGACCUGCUGCUCGAAUAGCAGUGAGCAACUGGCGUGUUGAUAUUGACAGGGAUGCCAGGCUCAUCCAAGAAGUUUUGGACCAAGUUGCUAGAAAUUGGUGA
Molecule: messenger RNA, 1617 nt
Organism: Exophiala aquamarina CBS 119918
Lineage: Eukaryota; Fungi; Ascomycota; Eurotiomycetes; Chaetothyriales; Herpotrichiellaceae
Exons: 1
Coding region: 1-1617 (538 amino acids)
Biological process (GO): amino acid metabolic process
Molecular function (GO): pyridoxal phosphate binding; carboxy-lyase activity
Source: RefSeq, a predicted model, not a curated record